Messenger RNA from Spinacia oleracea (spinach), 2153 nucleotides. RefSeq lists its product as uncharacterized. The transcript is spliced from 4 exons. The record is from RefSeq and is a predicted model, not a curated record. NCBI's taxonomy places the organism in Eukaryota, Viridiplantae, Streptophyta, Magnoliopsida, Caryophyllales, Amaranthaceae. The coding region runs from base 134 to 1951 and encodes 605 amino acids.
CUAAUCUACUAUAUCUACACUUAUAUGUUUAGCAAUAUUUAGUGAAAUAAACUAGCCAAAAAUAAAUAUUUAGUGAAAUAACAUACAUAAAACAGAGAAGUAGACCUGCUGGUAGCUAAUCAAGAUAAAAAAUAUGAUUGAAAUGGGUAAGAUGAUGCAGGAUUGUCCUGCAGAAAUGAAACUGAGUUGGGUUAGAUCACAGAUAAUCGAUGGUGGUGGUUCCGACAGCGGCGGCGGUGGUGAAAGCAGUAGUAGUGCAGAAUUCAACUCAUCCUUUGGCAAACGCCGAAUCACCUACGCUGAUUCUACUGCUACCGCCCGCUCUCUUCAUUUCAUUGAAGAUUAUAUCAUCUCCAAUGUUCUUCCUUUUUAUGGAAACUCUCACACCACUGAUAGCUACGUGGGACAACGAACAACAAAGACAGUAGAAGAAGCAUCAAGAUACGUGAAAAGGUGUUUAGGAGGUGGAGAAGACGAUGCAAUCCUAUUCUGUGGUUCAGGAACUACAGCUGCCAUUAAAAAGCUUCAAGAAGUAAUAGGAGUUGCAAUUCCAUCAACAUUAAGAAACAGAGUUUUAGAGAUCCUGAAAAAUGAAGAGAGAUGGGUAGUUUUCGUGGGGCCAUACGAGCAUCACUCGAACCUCCUUUCAUGGCGAAACAGCCUUGUAGAAGUUGUUGAGAUCCCGUUAACUGAUGAUGGAGGGUCUAUUGAUAUGGAAGUGCUUAGAGUUCAGCUUCAACAUUAUGAGUCUACUAAUCGUCCUAUGUUGGGUUCGUUCUCUGCUUGCAGUAAUGUUACUGGGAUAGUCUCGGAUACUCGAGCUAUUGCGAGUUUGCUUCAUCGAUUUGGUGCUUUUGCUUGCUUUGAUUUUGCAGCUAGUGGUCCCUAUGUUGAAAUCAACAUGAAAUCGGGCGAAAUUGACGGCUAUGAUGCUGUUUUUGUUAGUCCACACAAGUUUAUUGGUGGACCAGGAACCCCAGGAAUCCUCUUGCUAAGCAAGAAGCUGUAUCUGCUCACAUCUUCCUCACCUUCAACCUGUGGAGGAGGAACUGUUUCCUAUGUCAAUGGCUUUAAUGAACAGGACACUUUAUACUACGAUAAAAUCGAAGAAAGGGAAAAUGCAGGGACUCCUCCAAUAAUCCAGACUAUUAGAACAGCAUUAGCAUUCUGGGUUAAGGAAUAUAUUGGUCUCAAAACCAUAGAGAAACAAGAGCAUAGCUAUAUGGGAAGAGCUUUGGCCAAACUAGGCAAUAUUCAGAACAUUCGAAUUCUGGGGAACAAGAACACUAGUGUGAAGCGACAGGCUAUCUUAUCCUUCCUGGUGUAUCCUCCAGCCACCCGAAAGCAGGAUUCGGAACAACCUAAGCCACUGCACGGCCGUUUUGUCGCGAAACUGUUGAAUGAUUUGUUUGGUAUCCAAGUUAGAGGAGGGUGUGCUUGUGCUGGACCAUAUGGUCACUACUUGCUCAAUGUUGACAAAGACUACUCUUUGGCUUUAAGAUCAUCAAUCCAACAGGGCUAUCAAGGAAUUAAGCCGGCAUGGACGAGGAUUAGCUUCCCAUAUUACAUGUCAAGCGAAGAAUUGGAGUAUGUAUUAGAUGCAGUGGAAUUGGUAGCUACAUAUGGACAUCGGUUUCUUUCAGUAUACCAUUUCAAUUGGAGGAAUGGGGAUUGGACCAUUAAUACGAAGGCGUUUGAACAAGUCCUUAAUAAUUCAAGAAAGAACAUUGAGGAUGAGUUGAAAUUAGCUAGUUUCAUGCAAGAUUUGAAGCUAAAGUCUAACAAGAAGGUGAAAGAUAAUGACACAACUAACAAUGACAAAUGUUUGACAGUUAAGUAUGAUUCAUAUGUGGAGACUGCAAUCUUCAUCGCUUCUCUGUUACCAGUGUGCCCUGAUAAAGGUUGGGUUCCGGAGGAGUUGCUGGACAUUGACUUACCCUUUCAAAUGUAGAUUUAUUUUUUUAUUCUUUUUUGACAUUGUUUAUAUUUUGGGGAAUCAUUAUUCUUUGAUUUGAUGUAUAAAUGUAUAAUACGAGUAGGCGAGAACAUAGUUUCUACAUGUAUUACUCGUAAAAAUAGAAAAUAGGGGAAACUGUGUGAUUUGAAUGUAUCUAUGAUUACUUUGUUUUGGUAAAUAUAUAUUAUUUCUUGGA